UGAUAUCGUAGAGCGCUUGCUGUAAACUAUGACCUUGAGAGGACGCGUACGUCAAGUUUGUUCCAAACGUCAGAAGUUUCAUAGCUGUGCUCUCAGAGCAAGAUUCUGAAGAAGAAAAAAAAAAGAGAAACAGAAGAGCAGCAAGGCACUUGGAUAUGAACGCCAAACGUUGCUUAACAUUGUGUAGUAGAACGGACAGAGCAUUUCAUGCAUAUCAUCCAACACCAACAACAGAAGAAUUGUGUACAUCAAAUGUUAAACUAGCCUUUGAACUUAUUCAAGCAGCUGGUAUGGUUGAACCUCCAGCAAAACUUGAAGAAAUUGUUGCAGGCGAUAGCAGUGCUGUAUUACGCGUGUUGUAUGGCAUCUACUCAUAUUGUGCACAUAUGGAGGAUGAACAACGUCGGUAUGAAAUAGAUAAUAUUCGAGAACAAGGUGAGAUGGAUGAAUAUUACGGUAAUAACCAGAAACCUUCUGUACAACAUGGUCUAAUUAAUUUAUCGUGAAGUAUAUGUAACUGUGAUAAUAUGUCUCUGAUGUUUUCUGUGAUGUUAACAUUUUAAAAAUGACCGUGGAAUAAAAUGCGUUACCACUGGAGUGAUUUACUUUUAAUAAAUAACAGAUUAUCGUUUGAUGUUCUUUAGUU
Messenger RNA from Schistosoma intercalatum, 646 nucleotides. NCBI's taxonomy places the organism in Eukaryota, Metazoa, Platyhelminthes, Trematoda, Strigeidida, Schistosomatidae. The record is from the annotation of a GenBank genome assembly.